AUGAAAAGAUUAGCACAAAAAAGAAGAGAGCCAACUGAAACUACUGUUUGUGUAUAAAUUCGAUAAAUUAUAGUUUAGUGAUAUGAAGACUGAAUCUGAGGAACUAAAACAACAAGAUAAAAGACUGAAAAAUUGGAAUAAUAUGUUUGGUAAUUUUUUAGGUGAAGGACUUGUUCGUUAAAAAAAGAAAAAUAAACAUUUAGAUCCAGUUUAUUUAAAAGAAGCUCCUAUGUAUUGUGGAAAUAAUUUUUUUGACAGCCCUUCAGUGAGAGAUAAUUUCGAAAAAUUUAUUGAAGGAGAAAUAACUGCAUGUGAAUUCUUAGCUCGAAAAAAUUAAUCUGAAUUAUUGGAUAGAUAAAGACCUACAUCUACUAAGAAAAUUAAACUUUUUCGAGUAGAAAAUAAUACAUAUUAAUUCAACUAAAAUAAACAAUAAACUGGAUUCUUAAAAUUACUGAAAGACAAAACUGAGGAGGCUAAUAAAUAAUUUAGAAUUAAAUCAAGAUUCGAAGUAUUAAGAAAUUUAAUUGAACAUAAAAUUAAAAUAAAAGAAGAGGAAGAUAUUAUUAAAAGGAGUAGAGAACUUAAAAAUGUAGGAGUCAUUAAAUAAAUGUAUGAUAUAAGUGAUGAGUAUAUCAAAUUAAUAGAAAGAAGAUGUGUUGAAAAAAGAUCAACUCCAGUCAUUGUUAAAAAUUCACUUAAUGGCCAUUAAAUGAAACUUAUAUAACACUAAAAUCCUUAUCAAAUUCUAAAAACUGCCACUUAUGAAAAUGAAACAAAAAAUAAAUAUGAACCACCUACUUAAACCUCUACUAUCAAAUUUUAAAUCGAUUAGAAAGCUCAAUAAUAUAUUGAAGAUCUCUAAAACAAGAAUUGUAUUUCUAAUGAAAAAGCAAAAAAAAAAAUAUUUUUUAAUUCUCAAUACAAAAAUGUUGUUCAUAAACAAUCUUAAUCUUUACAUAAUCUUCGUAAUGCUAAAUCUAUGGUUCCUUUUGUUAAAUAAAAAUAUUUGAAAAAUUAGUACAUCAAUAACGAUUUAGAACUUAUUAAAUAUAUCACCGAUUUUCAAGUAGAAGAUCCAUUUCAUGAUAAAUAAAUUUAAUAAAAAAUAAGAAAAUCUUUACUUAUAUCUGCAGGUAUUCUUCCAAAUCACCAUUCAUCUAAAAUACUUUAAAAAGUUUAUAAAUAAACCUAUCUUAAUAUUAAGGAGUAAUUAUCACAAAAAUCGUCAUAAACUAUUGAUGAUUCUUUAAAUUCAAUGUACGAAUUUAAUGUUGAUACCUUGUAUAAUUAAAGUAUUAGUUUGUAAAAUAAAUUACUUGGUAAGUAACAUGAUGGGUUUAGCAAAACUAUUAAAUCCAUUUAAAAAAACGAAAAUUUGAAAAGGUACAAAUAUAUAUAAUUAAAUAGAGAAAUAAUAGUAAAAAAUAUAUAAAAACUUGAGGGAUUAGAAAAAUUGAAAGUAGCUGAAUGA
Molecule: messenger RNA, 1474 nt
Organism: Paramecium sonneborni
Lineage: Eukaryota; Ciliophora; Oligohymenophorea; Peniculida; Parameciidae
Source: the annotation of a GenBank genome assembly